Molecule: messenger RNA, 366 nt
Organism: Aspergillus melleus
Lineage: Eukaryota; Fungi; Ascomycota; Eurotiomycetes; Eurotiales; Aspergillaceae
Product: putative ssDNA binding protein Ssb3
Exons: 3
Coding region: 1-366 (121 amino acids)
Biological process (GO): double-strand break repair via homologous recombination; base-excision repair; mismatch repair
Cellular component (GO): nucleus; DNA replication factor A complex; site of double-strand break
Molecular function (GO): damaged DNA binding; single-stranded DNA binding
Source: RefSeq, a predicted model, not a curated record
AUGUCCCUCCAAACCCCCCGCGUCCUCCCCGCCCACCUGCACGCCUUCCACCCAUCCAACACGACGGGCGCACGCUCCACAAACACAGUGCGUCUGCUCGGCACAGUGACGGCAUUGCGCGGCGACACGGCGACGAUCUCCUGCGGUAACAAUGGCGACGCGACGCUGAUCUUGAAGCCGGAUAGCCAUCUCCAGAUGGGCAAGUUGGUUGAGAUUGUGGGGAAGGUUACGGAUCAUGAGGGGGGCAUUGGAGUACGAGUCCUGGGAAGCUUUGAUUGGGGGAGUCCGGAGAAGUGUGACUACUCCAUCUACGAGAAACUAGUCGACGCAACGCAUAAAGUGAAAUCGAUCUAUUACGACGAAUAA